CAUACACCUUUACAUCACUCAGAAUUAGUGAACGAUGGUGAACUAGUGAACGAACCCAAACCACAAUGAGGAGAAACAUCAUGAUCUUCAGAGCGCUGGUCCUCGCUCUUCUCUGCACAGGAUGCAGGGCAGCUCUGGUCAGCGCACAGUGCAAUUCGACUCAACUCGACGGAGCAGCAAUAGAACCAUGUAGUCUGAAAAAUAGUGACAUCACCCCAACUACUGACCCCACAGUCAUCACCAAAGCCCUGCCCAGUCUCAGCACCGUCACCGGCUGGAACCAGGGUCAGGCCAACGCCCUCAUCCAAAGCAUCACUAGUGCAGGAUUCCAGAUCAACAGUUCCUCCUCUCUGGUGUCUUUGGGAACUCUUGUUGGAGGCGUUCCCUCUGCAACCAUCAAGAACAUCCCACCCAAUGAGAUUCUGACGGCAUCCCAGAAUCCAACAUUCCUCACCAACAUUCUGUCAGCGCCGGCGAUUCUCCAGAGUUCAGUCGUCCUGAAGAUCGUCUCUGUGAACAAGACUAAUGUGGUGCAGAAUGUUCCAGAUGCUUUGGCAGCAUAUGUUCCCCCAGUGCUGCUGACAAACCUGAAAUCUGUUGAUGUUACACUGAUCAAUAAGAAGAGCUGGAGUCAACAGCAGGCUGCCGUUCUGUUUGAAGCAGUUUCUAGAGUCGCAGCCGAUCCGGAAGAGCUGUCAGAGUCAUUACUGCAGGGAUUCAGCUGCAGCUCAGUUAAGGAUCUUUCACUACAGAAGAUCAGACAGCUGGUGAAAGCCUGUAGACCACGUUCAGGCAGGAACAAGGUCGUCCUGAAUGAACCUCAGCUGAUCUGCAUGUACAACUAUGUGAAAAAUGACUCCACAUUGAGUUACACUGACCUUCCUCCUGAAGUGCUUCUCUACUACAGUUAUGAUAAGGUGCCGAAGGAGAACUGCAGGUCGUACUUCAGUGCUCUGGGUUCAGCAGAUUUCUCAGUUCUUUCCAGCGUUCUCAACAAACAGUCCGUCUUGUUCAGCAACGCUCAGAACUGCCUGGGUAUAUCUGGUACUAGCCUGAACAGGGAUCAGGUGGGGGUUCUGGGUAAUAUGAUCUGCACUCUGAACCCAUCCUACAUCCAGAACUCUGAUCCACUCAUCCUGGAGAAUCUGAAGAACUGUGGAGAUCUUUCUGACUCUCAGGUCACCGCCAUACAGACACUGCUAUUCUCUGGAAACACUCAGUAUGGGAAUCCUACAGCGUGGAAUCUAAUGACCCUGCAACAGAUGGAAAUUUUACCCCUCCACCUCAAAAAAGACUUCUGGGAAAAAUUCAGUUCUUCUGUAAAGAGAAGAUAUCUUGGAUCAUUCUUACAAUUCCUAAAGAAGAAAAUCCCAAUGUGGAGGCUGAGCAGAUUGCAUCAAGAAUCCACAGUUGCUAGAUUCAGACGUUCUGCAGAUUGUAUUGUCGGAAACAUUACAACCCUGACAAUUAUGGAUGAUGCAUUUCCUAUUGACUAUGACUCCACCCAGUUUGAUUUGUGUCUGGACGCUACUGUACUAAAUGAUAACCUGGCAGCGGUUACUGAGAAAGUGGUGGACGAAAGCUUAGAGAUGAUCAUUCUGGACAAACUGAACCAGCUUUACCCAUCAGGUCUUCCAGAGAGUGUAGUACAGUUACUGGGCUCCACAUCCCGUGUAGCCAAUGUUAGUGACAUCAGCAAGUGGAACAUCACCACUAUUGAUACCCUGUCUUCACUGAUGAACUCAGAUAAUGGAGACUGGACUUCAGAAGAGAGUAAAGCAGUGAUUAUGAAGUAUCUCAGUGUGGAGGGGAACACUCUGGGAACUGUUGAACUAAAUGCCAUCGGCUCCAACCUCUGUUCUUUGGACGUCAGCGUCCUCAACACCAUCACUGCUGAUAGUCUGCAGAAUGCAAAUAUUUUGGACAUCUCUUCAUGCUCUAUUAAUCAGAAAUCAGCUCUGUACAUUAUCGCCAACUCCUCAUUCAGCAGCCAACGAAGCGACCCCGCAGCGUUCUUCCUGCUCAUCAGCCCUUACUUAGGUGGAGCUCCAGUGGAAGAUAUAAGAGCUCUUUCUACUCAGAACAUCAGCAUGGACAUUAGCACCUUCCUCAGUCUGAACCCUGCUGUAAUUAUGGACCUGAGUGUAAGCACGGUGCAGGAUCUGAUGGGGGUGAACAUUGCUGAUCUGAAGACGUUUGAGGAAUCUUCAGUAAUUCAGGCCUGGGUGGCUCAGCAGAAACAGUCUGAAUUAAACACCCUGAAUAUUGACCUGCAGGGGGGUAUAGAUGAUAUCAACACCUCUACAUCUGCUCCAGUUACCAUUACUUCCAUAACUGACAGUGAAACCACCACCAUCUCUACUGAAACCACCACCACUGCUGCUGAAACCACCACCACUGCUGCUGAAACCACCACCACUGCUGCUGAAACCACCACCACAGCUGCUGAAACCACCACCACAGCUGCUGAAACCACCACCACUGCUGCUGAAACCACCACCACUGCUGCUGAAACCACCACCACAGCUGCUGAAACCACCACCACUACUGCUGAUACCAUCACCACUGCUGCUGAAACCACCACCACUGCUGCUGAAACCACCACCACAGCUGCUGAAACCACCACCACUGCUGCUGAAACCACCACUACUACUGCUGAUACCAUCACCACUGCUGCUGAAACCACCACCACUGCUGCUGAAACCACCACCACAGCUGCUGAAACCACCACCACUGCUGCUGAAACCACCAAUACUGGUGAAACCACCACUACUACUGCUGAAACCACCACUGCUGCUGCUGAAACCACCACCACUGCUGCUGCUGAAACCACCACCACUGCUGCAGAAACCACCACCACUGCUGCUGAAACCACCACCACAGCUGCUGAAACCACCACCACUGCUGCUGAAACCACCACCACUGCUGCUGAAACCACCACCACAGCUGCUGAAACCACCACCACAGCUGCUGAAACCACCACUACAGCUGCUAGUGAAACCACCACCAUCUCUACUGAAACCACCACCACUGCUGCUGAAACCACCACCACAGCUGCUGAAACCACCACUACUACUGCUGAAACCACCACCACUGCUGCUGCUGAAACCACCACCACUGCUGCAGAAACCACCACCACUGCUGCUGAAACCACCACUACAGCUGCUGAAACCACCACUACAGCUGCUGAAACCACCACCACAGCUGCUGAAACCACCACCACUGCUGCUGGAACCACCACCACAGCUGCUGAAACCACCACCACUGCUGCUGAAACCACCACUACAGCUGCUGAAACCACCACCACAGCUGCUGAAACCACCACCACUGCUGCUGAAACCACCACCACUGCUGCUGAAACCACCACCACAGCUGCUGAAACCACCACCACUGCUGCUGAAACCACCACUACAGCUGCUAGUGAAACCACCACCACAGCUGCCAUUGAAAUCACCAUCACAGCUGCUGAAACCACCACAGCUGCUAUUGAAACCACCACCACAGCUGCUGAAACCACCACUACAGCUGCUGAAACCACCACCACAGCUGCUGAAACGACCACCACUGCUGCUGAAACCACCACCACAGCUGCUGAAACCACCACAACAGCUGCUGAAACCACCACCACUGCUGCUGAAACCACCACCACUGCUGCUGAAACCACCACUACAGCUGCUGAUACCACCACCACUGCUGCUGAAACCACCACCACUGCUGCUGAAACCACCACCACUGCUGCUGCUGAAACCACUGCUACCACUGCUAGUGAAACCACCACCACAGCUGCCGUUGAAAUCACCACCACAGCUGCUGAAACCACCACAGCUGCUAUUGAAACCACCACCACAGCUGCUGAAACCACCACCACUGCUGCUGAAACCAUCACCACAGCUGCUGAAACCACCACCACUGCUGCUGAAACCACCACCACUGCUGCUGAAACCACCACCACAGCUGCUGAAACCACCACCACUGCUGCUGAAACCACCACUACAGCUGCUAGUGAAACCACCACCAUCUCUACUGAAACCACCACCACAGCUGCUGAAACCACCACUACUACUGCAGAAACCACCACCACUGCUGCUGAAACCACCACUACAGCUGCUGAAACCACCACCACUGCUGCUGAAACACCCACCACAGCUGCUGAAACCACCACCACUGCUGCUGAAACCACCACUACAGCUGCUGAAGCCACCACCACAGCUGCUGAAACCACCACCACUGCUGCUGAAACCACCACCACUGCUGCUGAAACCACCACCACAGCUGCUGAAACCACCACCACUGCUGCUGAAACCACCACUACAGCUGCUAGUGAAACCACCACCACAGCUGCCGUUGAAAUCACCAUCACAGCUGCUGAAACCACCACAGCUGCUAUUGAAACCACCACCACAGCUGCUGAAACCACCACUACAGCUGCUGAAACCACCACCACAGCUGCUGAAACGACCACCACUGCUGCUGAAACCACCACCACAGCUGCUGAAACCACCACUACAGCUGCUGAAACCACCACCACUGCUGCUGAAACCACCACCACUGCUGCUGAAACCACCACCACUGCUGCUGCUGAAACCACUGCUACCACUGCUAGUGAAACCACCACCACAGCUGCCGUUGAAAUCACCACCACAGCUGCUGAAACCACCACAGCUGCUAUUGAAACCACCACCACAGCUGCUGAAACCACCACCACUGCUGCUGAAACCAUCACCACAGCUGCUGAAACCACAACCACUGCUGCUGAAACCACCACCACUGCUGCUGAAACCACCACUACUACUGCUGAAACCAUCACCACUGCUGCUGAAACCACCACCACUGCUGCUGAAACCACCACCACAGCUGCUGAAACCACCACCACUGCUGCUGAAACCACCAAUACUGGUGAAACCACCACUACUACUGCUGAAACCACCACUACUGCUGCUGAAACCACCACCACAGCUGCCGUUGAAAUCACCACCACAGCUGCUGAAACCACCACAGCUGCUAUUGAAACCACCACCACAGCUGCUGAAACCACCACCACUGCUGCUGAAACCACCACCACUGCUGCAGAAACCACCACCACUGCUGCUGAAACCACCACUACAGCUGCUGAAACCACCACCACAGCUGCUGAAACCACCACCACUGCUGCUGAAACCACCACCACUGCUGCUGAAACCACCACCACAGCUGCUGAAACCACCACCACUGCUGCUGAAACCACCACUACAGCUGCUAGUGAAACCACCACCAUCUCUACUGAAACCACCACCACAGCUGCUGAAACCACCACUACUACUGCUGAAACCACCACCACUGCUGCUGAAACCACGACUACAGCUGCUGAAACCACCACUACAGCUGCUGAAACCACCACCACAGCUGCUGAAACCACCACCACUGCUGCUGAAACCACCACCACUGCUGCUGAAACCACCACCACUGCUGCUGAAACCUCCACCACAGCUGCUGAAACCACCACCACUGCUGCUGAAACCACCACUACAGCUGCUAGUGAAACCACCACCACAGCUGCCGUUGAAAUCACCACCACAGCUGCUGAAACCACCACAGCUGCUAUUGAAACCACCACCACAGCUGCUGAAACCACCACUACAGCUGCUGAAACCACCACCACAGCUGCUGAAACGACCACCACUGCUGCUGAAACCACCACCACAGCUGCUGAAACCACCACAACAGCUGCUGAAACCACCACCACUGCUGCUGAAACCACCACCACUGCUGCUGAAACCACCACUACAGCUGCUGAAACCACCACCACUGCUGCUGAAACCACCACCACUGCUGCUGAAACCACCACCACUGCUGCUGCUGAAACCAAUGCUAACACUGCUAGUGAAAUCACCACCACAGCUGCUGAAACCACCACCACUGCUGCUGAAACCACCACCACUGCUGCUGAAACCACCACCACUGCUGCUGCUGAAACCAAUGCUAACACUGCUAGUGAAAUCACCACCACAGCUGCUGAAACCACCACCACUGCUGCUGAAACCACCACCACUGCUGCUGAAACCACGACCACUGCUGCUGAAACCACCACCACUGCUGCUGCUGAAACCAAUGCUAACACUGCUAGUGAAAUCACCACCACAGCUGCUGAAACCACCACCACUGCUGCUGAAACCACCACCACUGCUGCUGAAACCACCACCACUGCUGCUGCUGAAACCAAUGCUAACACUGCUAGUGAAAUCACCACCACAGCUGCUGAAACCACCACCACUGCUGCUGAAACCACCACCACUGCUGCUGAAACCACCACCACUGCUGCUGCUGAAACCACUGCUACCACUGCUAGUGAAACCACCACCACAGCUGCCGUUGAAAUCACCACCACAGCUGCUGAAACCACCACAGCUGCUAUUGAAACCACCACCACAGCUGCUGAAACCACCACCACUGCUGCUGAAACCACCACCACUGCUGCUGAAACCACCACCACUGCUGCUGAAACCACCAAUACUGGUGAAACCACCACUACUACUGCUGAAACCACCACUACUGCUGCUGAAACCACCACCACAGCUGCCGUUGAAAUCACCACCACAGCUGCUGAAACCACCACAGCUGCUAUUGAAACCACCACCACAGCUGCUGAAACCACCACCACUGCUGCUGAAACCACCACCACUGCUGCAGAAACCACCACCACUGCUGCUGAAACCACCACCACAGCUGCUGAAACCACCACCACUGCUGCUGAAACCACCACCACUGCUCCUGAAACCACCACCACAGCUGCUGAAACCACCACCACUGCUGCUGAAACCACCACUACAGCUGCUAGUGAAACCACCACCAUCUCUACUGAAACCACCACCACAGCUGCUGAAACCACCACUACUACUGCUGAAACCACCACCACUGCUGCUGAAACCACGACUACAGCUGCUGAAACCACCACUACAGCUGCUGAAACCACCACCACAGCUGCUGAAACCACCACCACUGCUGCUGAAACCACCACCACAGCUGCUGAAACCACCACCACUGCUGCUGAAACCACCACUACAGCUGCUGAAACCACCACCACAGCUGCUGAAACCACCACCACUGCUGCUGAAACCACCACCACUGCUGCUGAAACAACCACCACAGCUGCUGAAACCACCACCACUGCUGCUGAAACCACCACUACAGCUGCUAGUGAAACCACCACCACAGCUGCCGUUGAAAUCACCACCAGAGCUGCUGAAACCACCACAGCUGCUAUUGAAACCACCACCACAGCUGCUGAAACCACCACUACAGCUGCUGAAACCACCACCACAGCUGCUGAAACGACCACCACUGCUGCUGAAACCACCACCACAGCUGCUGAAACCACCACAACAGCUGCUGAAACCACCACCACUGCUGCUGAAACCACCACCACUGCUGCUGAAACCACCACUACAGCUGCUGAAACCACCACCACUGCUGCUGAAACCACCACCACUGCUGCUGAAACCACCACCACUGCUGCUGCUGAAACCAAUGCUAACACUGCUAGUGAAAUCACCACCACAGCUGCUGAAACCACCACCACUGCUGCUGAAACCACCACCACUGCUGCUGAAACCACCACCACUGCUGCUGCUGAAACCAAUGCUAACACUGCUAGUGAAAUCACCACCACAGCUGCUGAAACCACCACCACUGCUGCUGAAACCACCACCACUGCUGCUGAAACCACCACCACUGCUGCUGAAACCACCACCACUGCUGCUGCUGAAACCAAUGCUAACACUGCUAGUGAAAUCACCACCACAGCUGCUGAAAUCACCACCACUGCUGCUGAAACCACCACCACUGCUGCUGAAACCACCACCACUGCUGCUGCUGAAACCAAUGCUAACACUGCUAGUGAAAUCACCACCACAGCUGCUGAAACCACCACCACUGCUGCUGAAACCACCACCACUGCUGCUGAAACCACCACCACUGCUGCUGCUGAAACCACUGCUACCACUGCUAGUGAAACCACCACCACAGCUGCCGUUGAAAUCACCACCACAGCUGCUGAAACCACCACAGCUGCUAUUGAAACCACCACCACAGCUGCUGAAACCACCACCACUGCUGCUGAAACCACCACCACUGCUGCUGAAACCACCACCACAGCUGCUGAAACCACCACCACUGCUGCUGAAACCACCACUACAGCUGCUAGUGAAACCACCACCAUCUCUACUGAAACCACCACCACAGCUGCUGAAACCACCACUACUACUGCUGAAACCACCACCACUGCUGCUGAAACCACGACUACAGCUGCUGAAACCACCACUACAGCUGCUGAAACCACCACCACAGCUGCUGAAACCACCACCACUGCUGCUGAAACCACCACCACAGCUGCUGAAACCACCACCACAGCUGCUGAAACCACCACCACAGCUGCUGAAACCACCACCACUGCUGCUGAAACCACCACCACUGCUGCUGAAACCACCACCACAGCUGCUGAAACCACCACCACUGCUGCUGAAACCACCACUACAGCUGCUAGUGAAACCACCACCACAGCUGCCGUUGAAAUCACCACCACAGCUGCUGAAACCACCACAGCUGCUAUUGAAACCACCACCACAGCUGCUGAAACCACCACUACAGCUGCUGAAACCACCACCACAGCUGCUGAAACGACCACCACUGCUGCUGAAACCACCACCACAGCUGCUGAAACCACCACAACAGCUGCUGAAACCACCACCACUGCUGCUGAAACCACCACUGCUGCUGAAACCACCACUACAGCUGCUGAAACCACCACCACUGCUGCUGAAACCACCACCACUGCUGCUGAAACCACCACCACUGCUGCUGCUGAAACCACUGCUACCACUGCUAGUGAAACCACCACCACAGCUGCCGUUGAAAUCACCACCACAGCUGCUGAAACCACCACAGCUGCUAUUGAAACCACCACCACAGCUGCUGAAACCACCACCACUGCUGCUGAAACCACCACUACAGCUGCUGAAACCACCACCACCACUGCUGCUGAAACCACCACUGCUGCUGAAAUCACCACCACUGCUGCUGAAACCACCACCACAGCUGCUGAAACCACCACUGCUGCUGAAAUCACCACCACUGCUGCUGAAACCACCACCACAGCUGCUGAAACCACCACCACUGCUGCUGAAACCACCACUACAGCUGCUGAAACCACCACCACAGCUGCUUCUGAAACCACCACCACUGCUGCUGAAACCACCAUUACUGCUGCUGAAACCACCACUACUGCUGCUUCUGAAACCACCACCACUGCUGCUGAAACCACCACUACUGCUGCUGAAACCACCACUACUGCUGCUGAAACCACCGCUACUGCUGCAGAAACCACCACUACAGCUGCUGAAACCACCACCACAGCUGCUUCUGAAACCACCACCACUGCUGCUGAAACCACCACUACAGCUGCUAGUGAAACCACCACCACAGCUGCCGUUGAAAUCACCACCACAGCUGCUGAAACCACCACAGCUGCUAUUGAAACCACCACCACAGCUGCUGAAACCACCACUACAGCUGCUGAAACCACCACCACAGCUGCUGAAACGACCACCACUGCUGCUGAAACCACCACCACAGCUGCUGAAACCACCACAACAGCUGCUGAAACCACCACCACUGCUGCUGAAACCACCACCACUGCUGCUGAAACCACCACUACAGCUUCUGAAACCACCACCACUGCUGCUGAAACCACCACCACUGCUGCUGAAACCACCACCACUGCUGCUGCUGAAACCACUGCUACCACUGCUAGUGAAACCACCACCACAGCUGCCGUUGAAAUCACCACCACAGCUGCUGAAACCACCACAGCUGCUAUUGAAACCACCACCACAGCUGCUGAAACCACCACCACUGCUGCUGAAACCAUCACCACAGCUGCUGAAACCACCACCACUGCUGCUGAAACCACCACCACUGCUGCUGAAACCACCACCACAGCCGCUGAAACCACCACCACUGCUGCUGAAACCACCACUACAGCUGCUAGUGAAACCACCACCAUCUCUACUGAAACCACCACCACAGCUGCUGAAACCACCACUACUACUGCUGAAACCACCACCACUGCUGCUGAAACCACGACUACAGCUGCUGAAACCACCACUACAGCUGCUGAAACCACCACCACAGCUGCUGAAACCACCACCACUGCUGCUGAAACCACCACCACAGCUGCUGAAACCACCACCACUGCUGCUGAAACCACCACCACAGCUGCUGAAACCACCACCACUGCUGCUGAAACCACCACUACAGCUGCUAGUGAAAUCACCACCACAGCUGCCGUUGAAAUCACCACCACAGCUGCUGAAACCACCACCACUGCUGCUAUUGAAACCACCACCACAGCUGCUGAAACCACCACCACUGCUGCUGAAACCACCACUACUGCUGCUGAAACCACCACUACUGCUGCUUCUGAAACCACCACCACUGCUGCUGAAACCACCACCACAGCUGCUGAAACCACCACUACUGCUGCUGAAACCACCACUACUGCUGCUUCUGAAACCACCACCACUGCUGCUGAAACCACCACCACAGCUGCUGAAACCACCACCACUGCUGCUGAAACCACCACCACAGCUGCUGAAACCACCACCACAGCUGCUGAAACCACCACCACUGCUGCUGAAACCACCACCACAGCUGCUGAAACCACCACCACUGCUGCUGAAACCACCACCACAGCUAUUGACAGCACCACCACUACAUCAGAUUUCUGCACGUUCCUCAAGAACUACAGCAGUAUCGACCAGUACCUGGAGAAGGAGCCGGUUGUAUCUGCAGCUGUGGGCAGGCAGACGUUGGCAUGUGUUUGGUCUCGUGCUCUCAGUGCUUCGUCUCAGGAUGAGGUGGAUCAGUGGUUUAAUGUCAGACUGGGUCGGUACCUGCCCUUCCUCAGCUCUCAGCUCAUCAACUCCACUCAACUCAGCGGCGCCUCCUGCCUGUCCUACAGGAAACUGGUUUCAGUUCUGGGGAGCAACUAUAAUUUCUCAGGCACUGAUUUCACCCCAGCUGAUGUCUACAGCUCUAUAAAGUCUUAUCUGAAAAGCAGUGAUGGAUCUCCACGCUGUUAUAACUCCUCUGAUCCCAUUCUGAACUCCACUGCCUGGUUUUCUAACAACAUUGGAUUCUUCAUCACCUUCAUCACCCUCACUGACCUCCAGUCCUUUGUAUCAGACAGCAAGAUCGGUGUGUUCCUGGAAAAUCCUCAGAAUCUCCAGCUGUUUAACAACACAGCAAUUUCAGCCGACGUCACCAAAUACUACAGCUCCCAGUUAUUCAUCCAGAACCCUGCAUUAAACCCCCUCAGUUUUCAAGGUGUUCUCUCGUGUGGAGCUCCUGGCUCUGUGUUCAUGUCUAUUGGAUCUGAAAAUGCCAAGACCAUGCUGGACAGCAUUAAUAAAUUCUGCAGUGCGAUUGAUCCCCAGGUCUCAGCAGCACUAGUCAGAAACUUCCCCACUAUAUCCACCUCCACCAUCCAGACACUUGGAAACCAGAGUGUUGGUCUGACACAGGGUCAGAUAUCCACUCUGACCCCCACUGUGAUUAACAGCACUCUGCCUACACUCAGCAUCGUCCCCGGCUGGAACCAGGGUCAGGCCAACGCCCUCAUCCAGAGCAUCACUAGUGCAGGAUUCACUAUCAACAGUUCCUCCUCUCUGGUGUCUUUGGGAACUCUUGUUGGAGGCGUUCCCUCUGCAACCAUCAAGAACAUCCCACCCAAUGAGGUUCUGACGGCAUCCCAGAAUCCAACAUUCAUCACCAACAUUCUGUCAGCGCCGGCGAUUCUCCAGAGUUCAGUCGUCCUGAAGAUUGUCUCUGUGAACAAGACUAACGUGGUGCAGAAUGUUCCAGAUGCUUUGGCAGCAUAUGUUCCCCCAGUGCUGCUGACAAACCUGAAAUCUGUUGAUGUUACACUGAUCAAUAACAAGAGCUGGAGUCAACAGCAGGCUACAGUGCUGUUUGGAGCCGUUUCUAAAUCCACAGUUGAUACAGAAGUGCUAUCAGAGUCAGUACUGCAGGGAUUCACCUGUAGCUCAAUAAAGACUCUAUCACAGCAGAAGAUCAGACAGCUGGUAACAGCCUGUAGACCACGUGCAGGCAGGAACAAGGUCGUCCUGAAAGAGUCUCAGCUGACCUGCAUGUACAACGCUGUGAAAGAUGACACAACUCUGAGCUUCACUGACGUACCUUCAGACAUGCUGCUCUACUACAGCUAUAGUAGGGUUAAGUCGGUGAACUGCAGGUCGUACUUCAGUGCUCUGGGUGCAGCAGAUUUCUCGGUUCUUUCCAGCGUUCCCAGCAAACAGACGUUGUUCAAGAACGCUCAGAGCUGCCUGGGUAUAUCUGGAGGUAGGCUGAGCAAGGAUCAGGUGGGGGUUCUGGGUAAUAUGAUCUGCACACUGAACCCAUCCUACAUCCAGAACUCUGAUCCACUCAUCCUGGAGAAACUGAAGAACUGUGGAGAUCUUUCUGACUCUCAGGUCGCCGCCAUACAGACACUGCUAUUCUCUGGAAACACUCCUUAUGGUAAUCCCGCAGCGUGGAACCUGAAGACUCUACAGCAGCUGGAAAUUCUACCUCUCUACCUCAAAAAAGACUUCUGGGGAAAAUUUAGUUUUAAUGUAAAAAAGGAAUUUAUGAAGUCAUUCCUGCCAUUCCUGAAGAUGUUGAAAACCCCUCAAGGGAAGAUGAGCAGAAUGAUCAUAACAUCUAUAGUUGGCAGAUCCAGACGUUCUGCAGACUGUACUGUCGGCACCAUCACAUCUGUGACGAUCGAGGAUGAAACAUUUCCUAUUGACUAUGACUCCACCCAGUUUGAUUUGUGUCUGGAUGUUACUGUACUAAAUGAGAACCUGGCAGCGGUUACUGAGAAAGUGGUGGACACCAGCUUCCAGAUGAUCAUUCUGGACAAACUGAACCUGCUUUACCCAUCAGGUCUUCCAGAGAGUGUAGUACAGUUACUGGGCUACACAUCCCGUGUAGCCAAUGUUAGUGACAUCAGCAAGUGGAACAUCACCACAAUUGAUACCCUGUCCUCACUGAUGAACCCAGAUGAUGGAGACUGGACUUCAGAACAGAGUAAAGCAGUGAUUAUGAAGUAUCUCAGUGUGGAGGGGAACACUCUGGGAACUGUUGAACUAAAUGCCAUCGGCUCCAACCUCUGUUCUUUGGACGUCAGCGUCCUCAACACCAUCACUGCUGAUAGUCUGCAGAAUGCAAAUAUUUUGGACAUCUCUUCAUGCUCUAUUAAUCAGAAAUCAGCUCUGUACAUUAUCGCCAACUCCUCAUUCAGCAGCCAACGAAGCGACCCCGCAGCGUUCUUCCUGCUCAUCAGCCCUUACUUAGGUGGAGCUCCAGUGGAAGAUAUAAGAGCUCUUUCUACUCAGAACAUCAGCAUGGACAUUAGCACCUUCCUCAGUCUGAACCCUGCUGUAAUUAUGGACCUGAGUGUAAGCACGGUGCAGGAUCUGAUGGGGGUGAACAUUGCUGAUCUGAAGACGUUUGAGGAAUCUUCAGUAAUUCAGGCCUGGGUGGCUCAGCAGAAACAGUCUGAAUUAAACACCCUGAAUAUUGACCUGCAGGGGGGUAUAGAUGAUAUCAACACCUCUACAUCUGCUCCAGUUACCAGUACUUCCAUAACUGACAGUGAAACCACCACCAUCUCUACUGAAACCACCACCACUGCUGCUGAAACCACCACCACUGCUGCUGAAACCACCACCACAGCUGCUGAAACCACCACCACUGCUGCUGAAACCACCACCACAGCUGCUGAAACCACCACUACUACUGCUGAAACCACCACUGCUGCUGCUGAAACCACCACCACUGCUGCUGCUGAAACCACCACCACUGCUGCAGAAACCACCACCACUGCUGCUGAAACCACCACCACAGCUGCUGAAACCACCACCACUGCUGCUGAAACCACCACCACUGCUGCUGAAACCACCACCACAGCUGCUGAAACCACCACCACUGCUGCUGAAACCACCACUACAGCUGCUAGUGAAACCACCACCAUCUCUACUGAAACCACCACCACAGCUGCUGAAACCACCACUACUACUGCUGAAACCACCACCACUGCUGCUGAAACCACGACUACAGCUGCUGAAACCACCACUACAGCUGCUGAAACCACCACCACAGCUGCUGAAACCACCACCACUGCUGCUGAAACCACCACCACAGCUGCUGAAACCACCACCACUGCUGCUGAAACCACCACUACCGCUGCUGAAACCACCACCACAGCUGCUGAAACCACCACCACUGCUGCUGAAACCACCACCACUGCUGCUGAAACCACCACCACAGCUGCUGAAACCACCACUACAGCUGCUAGUGAAACCACCACCACAGCUGCCGUUGAAAUCACCACCACAGCUGCUGAAACCACCACAGCUGCUAUUGAAACCACCACCACAGCUGCUGAAACCACCACUACAGCUGCUGAAACCACCACAGCUGCUGAAACGACCACCACUGCUGCUGAAACCACCACCACAGCUGCUGAAACCACCACAACAGCUGCUGAAACCACCACCACUGCUGCUGAAACCACCACCACUGCUGCUGAAACCACCACUACAGCUGCUGAAACCACCACCACUGCUGCUGAAACCACCACCACUGCUGCUGAAACCACCACCACUGCUGCUGCUGAAACCACUGCUACCACUGCUAGUGAAACCACCACCACAGCUGCCGUUGAAAUCACCACCACAGCUGCUGAAACCACCACAGCUGCUAUUGAAACCACCACCACAGCUGCUGAAACCACCACCACUGCUGCUGAAACCACCACCACUGCUGCUGAAACCACCACCACUGCUGCUGAAACCACCACCACAGCUGCUGAAACCACCACCACUGCUGCUGAAACCACCACUACAGCUGCUAGUGAAACCACCACCACAGCUGCCGUUGAAAUCACCACCACAGCUGCUGAAACCACCACAGCUGCUAUUGAAACCACCACCACAGCUGCUGAAACCACCACUACAGCUGCUGAAACCACCACCACAGCUGCUGAAACCACCACCACAGCUGCUGAAACGACCACCACUGCUGCUGAAACCACCACCACAGCUGCUGAAACCACCACAACAGCUGCUGAAACCACCACCACUGCUGCUGAAACCACCACCACUGCUGCUGAAACCACCACUACAGCUGCUGAAACCACCACCACUGCUGCUGAAACCACCACCACUGCUGCUGAAACCACCACCACUGCUGCUGCUGAAACCACUGCUACCACUGCUAGUGAAACCACCACCACAGCUGCCGUUGAAAUCACCACCACAGCUGCUGAAACCACCACCACAGCUGCUGAAACCACCACCACUGCUGCUGAAACCACCACUACAGCUGCUAGUGAAACCACCACCACAGCUGCCGUUGAAAUCACCACCACAGCUGCUGAAACCACCACAGCUGCUAUUGAAACCACCACCACAGCUGCUGAAACCACCACUACAGCUGCUGAAACCACCACCACAGCUGCUGAAACGACCACCACUGCUGCUGAAACCACCACCACAGCUGCUGAAACCACCACAACAGCUGCUGAAACCACCACCACUGCUGCUGAAACCACCACCACUGCUGCUGAAACCACCACUACAGCUGCUGAAACCACCACCACUGCUGCUGAAACCACCACCACUGCUGCUGAAACCACCACCACUGCUGCUGAAACCACCACCACUGCUGCUGCUGAAACCACUGCUACCACUGCUAGUGAAACCACCACCACAGCUGCCGUUGAAAUCACCACCACAGCUGCUGAAACCACCACAGCUGCUAUUGAAACCACCACCACAGCUGCUGAAACCACCACCACUGCUGCUGAAACCAUCACCACAGCUGCUGAAACCACCACCACUGCUGCUGAAACCACCACUACAGCUGCUGAAACCACCACCACCACUGCUGCUGAAACCACCACUGCUGCUGAAAUCACCACCACUGCUGCUGAAACCACCACCACAGCUGCUGAAACCACCACUGCUGCUGAAAUCACCACCACUGCUGCUGAAACCACCACCACAGCUGCUGAAACCACCACCACUGCUGCUGAAACCACCACUACAGCUGCUGAAACCACCACCACAGCUGCUUCUGAAACCACCACCACUGCUGCUGAAACCACCACUACUGCUGCUGAAACCACCACUACUGCUGCUUCUGAAACCACCACCACUGCUGCUGAAACCACCACUACUGCUGCUGAAACCACCACUACUGCUGCUGAAACCACCGCUACUGCUGCAGAAACCACCACUACAGCUGCUGAAACCACCACCACAGCUGCUUCUGAAACCACCACCACUGCUGCUGAAACCACCACUACAGCUGCUAGUGAAACCACCACCACAGCUGCCGUUGAAAUCACCACCACAGCUGCUGAAACCACCACAACAGCUGCUAUUGAAACCACCACCACAGCUGCUGAAACCACCACCACUGCUGCUGAAACCACCACUACAGCUGCUGAAACCACCACCACUGCUGCUGAAACCACCACCACUGCUGCUGAAACCACCACCACUGCUGCUGCUGAAACCACUGCUACCACUGCUAGUGAAACCACCACCACAGCUGCCGUUGAAAUCACCACCACAGCUGCUGAAACCACCACAGCUGCUAUUGAAACCACCACCACAGCUGCUGAAACCACCACCACUGCUGCUGAAACCAUCACCACAGCUGCUGAAACCACCACCACUGGUGCUGAAACCACCACCACUGCUGCUGAAACCACCACCACAGCUGAUGAAACCACCACCACUGCUGCUGAAACCACCACUACAGCUGCUAGUGAAACCACCACCAUCUCUACUGAAACCACCACCACAGCUGCUGAAACCACCACUACUACUGCUGAAACCACCACCACUGCUGCUGAAACCACGACUACAGCUGCUGAAACCACCACUACAGCUGCUGAAACCACCACCAGAGCUGCUGAAACCACCACCACUGCUGCUGAAACCACCACCACAGCUGCUGAAACCACCACCACUGCUGCUGAAACCACCACUACAGCUGCUGAAACCACCACCACAGCUGCUGAAACCACCACCACUGCUGCUGAAACCACCACCACUGCUGCUGAAACCACCACCACAGCUGCUGAAACCACCACAGCUGCUAUUGAAACCACCACUACAGCUGCUAGUGAAACCACCACCACAGCUGCCGUUGAAAUCACCACCACAGCUGCUGAAACCACCACAGCUGCUAUUGAAACCACCACCACAGCUGCUGAAACCACCACUACAGCUGCUGAAACCACCACCACAGCUGCUGAAACGACCACCACUGCUGCUGAAACCACCACCACAGCUGCUGAAACCACCACAACAGCUGCUGAAACCACCACCACUGCUGCUGAAACCACGACCACUGCUGCUGAAACCACCACUACAGCUGCUGAAACCACCACCACUGCUGCUGAAACCACCACCACUGCUGCUGAAACCACCACCACUGCUGCUGCUGAAACCACUGCUACCACUGCUAGUGAAACCACCACCACAGCUGCCGUUGAAAUCACCACCACAGCUGCUGAAACCACCACAGCUGCUAUUGAAACCACCACCACAGCUGCUGAAACCACCACCACUGCUGCUGAAACCAUCACCACAGCUGCUGAAAGCACCACCACUGCUGCUGAAACCACCACUACAGCUGCUGAAACCACCACCACCACUGCUGCUGAAACCACCACUGCUGCUGAAAUCACCACCACUGCUGCUGAAACCACCACCACAGCUGCUGAAACCACCACCACUGCUGCUGAAACCACCACUACAGCUGCUGAAACCACCACCACAGCUGCUUCUGAAACCACCACCACUGCUGCUGAAACCACCACUACUGCUGCUGAAACCACCACUACUGCUGCUUCUGAAACCACCACCACUGCUGCUGAAACCACCACUACUGCUGCUGAAACCACCACUACUGCUGCUGAAACCACUGCUACUGCUGCAGAAACCACCACUACAGCUCCUGAAACCACCACCACAGCUGCUUCUGAAACCACCACCACUGCUGCUGAAACCACCACUACUGCUGCUGAAACCACCACUACUGCUGCUUCUGAAACCACCACUACUGCUGCUGAAAUCACCACUACUGCUGCUGAAACCACCGCUACUGCUGCAGAAACCACCACUACAGCUGCUGAAACCACCACCACUGCUGCUGAAACCACCACUGCUGCUGAAACCACCACCACUGCUGCUAAAACCACCACCACUGCUGCUGCUGAAACCACUGCUACCACUGCUAGUGAAACCACCACCACAGCUGCCGUUGAAAUCACCACCACAGCUGCUGAAACCACCACAGCUGCUAUUGAAACCACCACCACAGCUGCUGAAACCACCACCACUGCUGCUGAAACCACCACCACUGCUGCUGAAACCACCACCACUGCUGCUAAAACCACCACCAUUGCUGCUGCUGAAACCACUGCUACCACUGCUAGUGAAACCACCACCACAGCUGCCGUUGAAAUCACCACCACAGCUGCUGAAACCACCACAGCUGCUAUUGAAACCACCACCACAGCUGCUGAAACCACCACCACUGCUGCUGAAACCAUCACCACAGCUGCUGAAACCACCACCACUGCUGCUGAAACCACCACUACUGCUGCUGAAACCACCACUACUGCUGCUUCUGAAACCACCACCACUGCUGCUGAAACCACCACCACAGCUGCUGAAACCACCACCACUGCUGCUGAAACCACUGCUACCACUGCUAGUGAAACCACCACCACAGCUGCCGUUGAAAUCACCACCACAGCUGCUGAAACCACCACAGCUGCUAUUGAAACCACCACCACAGCUGCUGAAACCACCACCACUGCUGCUGAAACCACCACCACAGCUGCUGAAACCACCACCACUGCUGCUGAAACCACCACUACAGCUGCUGAAACCACCACCACAGCUGCUGAAACCACCACAGCUGCUAUUGAAACCACCACCACAGCUGCUGAAACCACCACCACUGCUGCUGAAACCACCACCACAGCUGCUGAAACCACCACCACUGCUGCUGAAACCACCACCACAGCUGCUGAAACCACCACCACUGCUGCUGAAACCACCACUACAGCUGCUGAAACCACCACCACUGCUGCUGAAACCACCACUACUGCUGCUGAAACCACCACUACUGCUGCUUCUGAAACCACCACCACUGCUGCUGAAACCACCACCACAGCUGCUGAAACCACCACCACUGCUGCUGAAACCACUGCUACCACUGCUAGUGAAACCACCACCACAGCUGCCGUUGAAAUCACCACCACAGCUGCUGAAACCACCACAGCUGCUAUUGAAACCACCACCACAGCUGCUGAAACCACCACCACUGCUGCUGAAACCACCACCACAGCUGCUGAAACCACCACCACUGCUGCUGAAACCACCACUACAGCUGCUGAAACCACCACCACAGCUGCUGAAACCACCACCACUGCUGCUGAAACCACCACCACAGCUGCUGAAACCACCACCACUGCUGCUGAAACCACCACCACAGCUAUUGACAGCACCACCACUACAUCAGAUUUCUGCACGUUCCUCAACAACUACAACAGUAUCGACCAGUACCUGGAGAAGGAGCCGGUUGUAUCUGCAGCUGUGGGCAGGCAGACGUUGGCAUGUGUUUGGUCUCGUGCUCUCAGUGCGUCGUCUCAGGAUGAGGUGGAUCAGUGGUUUAAUGUCAGACUGGGUCGGUACCUGCCCUUCCUCAGCUCUCAGCUCAUCAACUCCACUCAACUCAGCGUCGCCUCCUGCCUGUCCUACAGGAAACUGGUUUCAGUUCUGGGGAACAACUAUAAUUUCUCAGGCACUGAUUUCACCCCAGCUGAUGUCUACAGCUCUAUAAAGUCUUAUCUGAAAAGCAGUGAUGGAUCUCCACGCUGUUAUAACUCCUCUGAUCCCCUUCUGAACUCCACUGCCUGGUUUUCUAACAACAUUGGAUUCUUCAUCACCUUCAUCACCCUCACUGACCUCCAGUCCUUUGUAUCAGACAACAAGAUCGGUGUGUUCUUGGAAAACCCUCAGAAUCUCCAGCUGUUUAACAACACAGCAAUUUCAGCCGACGUCACCAAAUACUACAGCUCCCAGUUAUACAUCCAGAACCCUGCAUUCAGCCCCCUCAGGUUGCUUGGUGUGCUAUUGUGUGGAGCUCCAGGAUCUGCAUUUACAUCUCUUGGACUUUUAGAUGUCCAGACUAUCAUGGGAAGCCUCGACACAUUCUGCACACAAAUUCGUCCAGAGGUUACAGCAGCUCUGGCAGCAAACUUUCCCACUUUGUCAACAACUAUCAUCCAGACUCUUGGAAACCAGAGCGUUGGUCUGACACAGGGUCAGAUAAGUUCUACAACCCCUACUGUGAUUAACAGCACUCUGCCUACACUCAGCAUCGUCCCCGGCUGGAACCAGGGUCAGGCCAAUGCCCUCAUCCAGAGCAUCACUAUUGCAGGAUUCAACAUCAACAGCGGAUCUUCUCUGGUGUCUCUGGGCACCCUCAUUGGAGGCGUUCCUUCAGCAACAAUUAACAGCAUCUCAUCCACUCAGCUUCUGGCUAUAUCCCGUAAUCCAACAUUCAUCAACAACAUUCUCUCUGCACCAGUGAUUGUUCAAGAGACAUAUGUCAAGCAGAUUAUCUCUAUAGACGUGACCAAAGUGGUAGAGAAUGUUCCAGAUGCUUUGGCUUCAUUUAUCCCACCUGUGCUACUUUCAUCUCUAACCAUCACUAAUGUUACACUAAUUAACCUGAAGAUCUGGAAACAAGAACAGGCUGUGGUUUUGUUUGGUCCAGUAGCCAGUGCCAGUAACAAUAUGGAAGAGCUGUCAGAAUCAAUACUGCAGGGAUUCACCUGCACUUCAGCCCGAAGUCUACCACUGCAGAAGAUCAAACAGCUGGUGAAAGCCUGUAGACCACGAACAGACAGGAACAAGGUUGCUCUGAAAGAGUCUCAGCUUAUCUGCAUGUACAACUAUGUAAAAGAUGACUUAACUCUGAGCUUCACUGAUAUGCCAUCCGACAUGCUUCUCUACUACAGUUAUUCUAAAGUGCCAAAAACAAAGUGCAGAUCAUAUUUCAUUGCUUUGGGUGCAGCAGAUUUCUCCAUUCCCUCCAGCUUACUCAAAAUACCAUCCAGCUUGUUCAAGAGUGCACAGGAUUGUCUGGGCAUAACUGGUACUAGCCUGAACAAGGAUCAGGUGGGGGUUCUGGGUAAUAUGAUCUGCACACUGAACCCAUCCUACAUCCAGAACUCUGAUCCACUCAUCCUGGAGAAUCUGAAGAACUGUGGAUAUAUUUCUGACGCUCAGGUCACCGCCAUACAGACACUGCUAUUCUCUGGAAACACUCCAUACGGAAAUCGUUUAACAUGGAAUCAAAAAACACUAGAUCAGCUGGGCAUCCUUCCCCUGUACCUGAAACGAGACUUCUGGGCUGCUUUUAGCUCAACUACAAAGACAGCGUUUCUGAAGUCCUUUGUCCCAUUCCUGAGGAGUCAGAAGGUUGACGUCGCGAAACUAAAGAGUUUCACUACAGAAAUAAACUUUAAUACAAAAAUGAUUCGACGCACAAUAACAGUGUGCUUAACAGGCAACAUCACUGAAGCAACUAUUGCAGAUCCAUCGUUUCCUUUUGGCUACAACGCUGCAGAGUUUGAUGCAUGUCUGGAGAUUGCUGUCCUCAGGGACAACCUGGCUUCCAUCACUGAUAAAGUGGUGGACACCAGCUUCCAGACCAUCAUCCUGAACAAGUUAAACCAGUUGUUCCCAACAGGACUUCCAGAUAGUGUGGUGCAGCUACUGGGCUCCACAUCUUUCAUGGCCACUGUUGAUGACAUCAGCAAAUGGGACAUCACCACUAUUGAUACACUGUCUUCUUUGAUGAGCCCAAAUAAGGGAAACUGGACCUCAGAACAGAGUAAAGCAGUGAUUAUGAAGUAUCUCAGUGUGGAGGGGAACACUCUGGGAACUGCUGAACUAAAUGCAAUCGGCUCCAACCUCUGUUCUUUGGACGUCAGCGUCCUCAAGACCAUCACUGCUGAUAAUCUGGGGAGAGCAAAGCCUAUGAAUAUCUCUUCAUGCUCUAUAGAGCAGAAAUCAGCUCUGUACAGCAUCGCCAACUCCUCAUUCAGCAGCCAACGCAACGACCCAACAACCUUCUACCAACUCAUCAGCCUCUACUUAGGUGGAUCACCUCAGGAUGAUAUAAGAGCUCUUUCUACUCAGAACAUCAGCAUGGACAUCAGCACCUUCAGGAGUCUGAAUCCUGCUGCACUCACAGCUCUGAGCGUGACGACGGUACGUGAUCUCCUGGGGGUGAAUCUGCCUGAUCUGAAGCUGUUUGAGAAUUCUACAGAGGUUCAGUCCUGGGUGGAUCAGUGGUACAAGUAUCAAUUAGCGGUGCUGGGUAUCGAUCUGAUCGGCGGAAAAGCAGACCCAGUUACCUCCGCGAGCACCAUCGCAACUGGCCAGACAGUCGCUGCCACGACACACGGAUCAGCUGUUGUUCAUCGUGGUUCAGGACCGUGGUUCAUCACUCUGUGUGUAGCACUGCUGACCAUCACACUGCAGAUACUACCAUAAUCAUCACACAUAAUAUAUUAACUUAUCAAAUUAUUAAUGUGUCUCAGUAUCUAUUACAUAAUAUAUUAAUAUAUCUACAGUUAUAGGAAAUACUAUUUUUUCUUUAUUAGAUUAUUUAAUUAAUUCAAUUGGUGUAUUAACGAUGAUAAAAUGAUGCAUAUAUUAUAUCUGUAUUUAUCUGAUCUGUGUUUAUGAUUUUUGGAAUUAUAGGUCUAACAUUCUGAACUGAUUAUGAACAUGAAUACUGGACUGGGAUGUAAUUAACAAGUUCAAUUAAGUGAGAAACAAAAUUAAUGUGAUUAUUAUAUAUGCAUGAUGAAAUGUUGAAUAAUGAUUUCUUAUUAAUGUAAUCUUUAUUACGAAAAUUAUUUUUCAAUCUCAAUAAAUGAUAUUAUUAUUAAUUAUUAUCUCA
Molecule: messenger RNA, 23103 nt
Organism: Astyanax mexicanus (Mexican tetra)
Lineage: Eukaryota; Metazoa; Chordata; Actinopteri; Characiformes; Acestrorhamphidae
Product: mucin-16-like
Exons: 64
Coding region: 66-22691 (7541 amino acids)
Biological process (GO): cell-matrix adhesion; signal transduction
Cellular component (GO): cell surface; membrane
Source: RefSeq, a predicted model, not a curated record